Molecule: messenger RNA, 3102 nt
Organism: Pseudozyma hubeiensis SY62
Lineage: Eukaryota; Fungi; Basidiomycota; Ustilaginomycetes; Ustilaginales; Ustilaginaceae
Exons: 1
Coding region: 1-3102 (1033 amino acids)
Biological process (GO): vesicle-mediated transport
Cellular component (GO): endocytic vesicle; cytosol
Molecular function (GO): small GTPase binding; guanyl-nucleotide exchange factor activity; ubiquitin binding
Source: RefSeq, a predicted model, not a curated record
AUGGCUUCGUCUAGUGUGGAUUCUAACGUGCCCACCACAGAGGACCCCGUCGAAAGCAAGACGGAAUCGCUCUCCUCCAGCACCGAAGACGACAACACAACGGCAGAAGAAGCAUCAGCACCUAAGCAGAUGGAAGAGUCGGGGCAAACCGAAGAGGUGACAGAGACCACAACAGAGGCACUCGCCGACGAUGUCGAUCGGCUGGCAUUGCACGCCACGUCAGCGCAUGUCGGAAAGACCGACAGCCCCAGCAAAGAUGCAGCUGAUGCAGAGGCGAAGGAGAGGCAGUCCGGGACCAACGUGCCGCAAACACACACAAAAGCUACCGCGAUAGCUGCUGACGAAGCCGUCAGUGCAAGCAAGCCAGAUGGAGAGGCGGAACCUGCUCAGGACUCACUCGGUGCUGCCGAAGACUCAGAAGCUACAAAAGACAAUUCACCAUCUGCCGCCCCGGCAUCGGCCCCUGUGGACAAGAAGAGCCACGACAGCUCGCGUCCGCCACAACCAGUCGCUGUAGAGGAGCCCGUGCUCGCAUCUGAUCAGAUGAACACCGCGACUGCUGGAUCCGGCGGCAGCGCAAACGAAGCUUCUGCCACCUCGCAAGGGCGAGAAAGUGUGUCACCGCCAACUCUCCCGAGCAAGGACGCUCCGCAACUACCGGAGAAGACAACAGCGAACGACACAAGGCCCAGCACCGCCGAGGUAGACACGUCAACUACGCCAGCUACUCCCCAACCUGCGAAACCUAGCCGGGAAGCGCUGGCCGAUGCUGACAGCGUAGCCGCCGUUGCUCACGCCUUUGGUCGAGACUCUCCCGCGAUCCGCUCGCCCUUGGACACGCCACAACGCAUUUCUACUCCUGUGGACCGCACCAACAAUGAUACUGGUAAGGCAAAGAUGGAGUUGGAUGAUGACCAGAGAGCAAGGGAAGCCGCAACAAGAGCGCCUACAAAAGAGGCGAACCAAGCGCAAGAAACUGCGGAAGGCGUAGCGGAGAGCGAAAGGGUCGCAGAUGCAAGCACCGACAAAGGUGCUCCUCGAGGCGGCAUCCGCAUUGGAAAGGGACCACCUCCGACGACGCAGGCGAGCGAAGAAGUCCCCUUCGACUUCAACCGCUUCCUGGAGCAGAUGAAGCACCGAAGCGCGCAGCCCGUGGGCGAGUACGUGCGCAGUUUCAUCAAGGGCUUCUCCAAGAAACCGUACCGCACCCAGGACCAGAUCAAGCUCAUCUUCGACUUCCUCGACUUCAUCGCUGCACGUAUGAGGGAGUGCGAUGUAUGGAAGAACCUCGGCGACACCGACUUUGAAAACGCAAAAGAGGCCAUGGAGAAGCUCGUCAUGAACCGACUCUACCCAUACACUUUCACGCCUGCUGUCCACAAAGAGGGCCGCUGGGCCGUGCAGACCGACGAUCUCGAACGCGACCGGGUAUUGAGGCAGCGCAUCGGUCUGUUCGGAUGGCUCAGCGAGGAGCACCUCGACGUUCCGGUGGGCGACCAUUCUCGCGGCUUUAUCGAAUUCUCCAUUCAGGAGCUACUCAAGAUCAACCACUACAAGGCACCUCGAGACAAGCUGAUCUGCAUCCUCAAUUGCUGCAAAGUCAUCUUUGGCAUGAUCCGGCAUCUAUCGUCGCAGGAGAAUGCAGACACAUUCAUCCCCGUCCUCAUCUUUGUCGUGCUCAAGGCGAACCCGGAGCACCUCAUCUCGAACGUCGAGUACAUCAGCCGCUUCCGCAAUCCGGAUCGUCUUUCGAGCGAGUCGGGUUACUACCUGUCCAGCUUGAUGGGCGCCAUCGCCUUCAUCGAGACGAUGGACUACACUUCGCUGAGCAACAUCACGCAGGAGGAGUUCGAGAAGCGCGUGGAAGAAGCCGUCUCGUCGCUUCCGGAGCCCGAAGCUUCGACUGCGUCAGGAGCAGCGUCUGGCGCAUCGGAAGCAAGCCUGCUGGCUCCACCGACUACACCUCCACCACGAGGUGGUCAGCCUGCCUUUGGUAGUCAACAGCAUCAACGCAGCGUCAGCGCCACUAGCGUGUCGGCACCCUCCGGGCCGGGCGAGGAGGCUGCAAAGGCGCUCCCCUUCACGCCCAUGGCAGCCACGCUUGCGGACGAUACGCGUGCCUUCUUCCUGCGGACAGGGGAGGCGGCUCGAACAGGCCUCAGCCGACCCAUGGGUGCGCUUGGCAGGCUGUUCAAUGAGGGGAUCGAAGGCAUUCGCACACCGAGUCAGAACGACAGUGGCGCUUCGACGGAGAGGCAGAAUUCACCGGCUCCAUCGGCUGGCGCCUCCUCUUCAACCGCAUUGCCGGCGUCAACGUCCGGAUCGAAGCUGUUUGGUGGUCUCUUCGGAUCGCUCAACACCUCGGACAGUGGGACGCAGGCACGCGGAGCAGGAUAUCCGGGCCAGGGAGGGGGACGUAGAUCGUUAGCGCUGAUGGACGACGAGCCCCAGACACCGUCGACGGGUGAGCUUACCCAGGAUGGCUUCCAACCGUAUCCGGGUGCACAGAUUGCUCCACCUCGACUGCUGCGUCCCAACAUGCCUCAGAGAAACUACUCGAUCGACGACACAAUGUUCGACGACGAGUCGGCAGGCAGGCGUAACCUGAUGGCGACGACGGCCAGCGGUGGUCGUGGCCAGCGCGAUGCAGACUACUACGACGAUGAGGAUGAUCAAGAUGACGACGAUCUGGAUGCAUCGCGAUCGACCCCGAACGCGGCAGCGGCCGAACAGUUGCGCCGACGCAUGCAAAUGCAGCACGACUUUGGACGUGGCUUCGACGCCGCCAGCGGCCAUGAUGUGGGCAGUACGCCAUCGAGGCGAGGACCGGAAGCGACGGACCCGCAAGGUCGAUUGAGAACCAAUCGUCGAGACGAGAUCGCCUACGAACACGCGCAGACAGAGCAAGCGAUUCAACGAUCGUUGAUCGACCAAGAGCGUUUGGGUGCAGUACAAGCGGACCAAGCAGCGCAGAACUCGGCGAGCGUAGAGACGCUCAAGUCGAUCUUCCCGACCAUGGACGACGGUGUGAUCCACAUGGUGCUGCAAGGAUGCGAGGGCAACGUCGAGACGGCGAUCGAUCGUUUGUUGGAGAUGCAGUAA